AUGGCAAUGAUGGACGUCGAUGCUCCCUUUCUUGAGGAUAAGGAAGAGCCGCUCGCCGGCGUCUGCGACUUCCGCGGCCGCGCCGUCUACCGCACCACCUCCGGCGGGUGGCGAUCCGCCUUCUUCCUCGUCGUGGUGGAGGUCGCCGUCAUCAUCGCCUACUACGGCGUGUCGGCGAACCUGAUCACGUACCUGACAGGGCCGCUCGGCCAAUCCAACGCGGCGGCGGCCACGGCAGUGAACGUCUGGACGGGGACGGCCAGGCUCAUGCCGCUGCUGGGUGCCUUCGUCGCCGACUCCUGGUUGGGCCGCUACCGCUCCAUCAUCCUCGCCUGCACCCUCUAUGUCCUGGGCUAUGGCAUGAUCACUCUAGCAUCAACACUCCUGUCUCAGCGACCGUCUGCAUCCCUUGGCAAAGACUCCUCGUCUUCCCCUUUUUCGCUGGAGGUGUCCUUCUUCUAUGUCUCCCUCUAUCUCAUCGCGCUCGCGCAGGGUGUCGGCAAACCUUGUGGGCUUGCCUUCGCCGCAGAUCAAUUCGAUCCCAACCACGCUAGGGAGUUCACCGCCCGGAGCUCCCUCUUCAACUGGUGGCACUUCUUCAUAGCCAUUGGGAUCAGUUUCGCUGUCAUCGUUGUCAGCUACAUCCAGGAGAAUGUUGGUUGGGGAAUUGGCUUUGGCACGCUCUUCACCGUCAUGAUUUGCGCUUUUGUUGUCUUCCUCCUUGGCAUUCCCACCUACCGCCUCCAUGUGCCUGUCACUGGCUCUGAUAACCCUUUUGCUCGUCUUGGUCGUAGUGUCUUUGCGCUUGCUAGGAACUCAAGCUUCCGUGUCUGCGCUAAAAGACAUCAUCAUGAAGAUGAAGAUGUCGCAACCAGCAUGGAGGAGGCGCGUUGCGUGCUACAACUACUGCCGAUCUGGGCAGCAUGCCUAGCUUAUGGUGUGGUGAUUGCGCAGAUCAUGACACUUUUUAACAAGCAGGGACGCACCCUAAAUCGUCAUAUUGGUGGCCUAGAGCUACCUCCGGCCACAUUGCAAGUGUUCUGGCCGGCAGCCGGCUUACUGUUUGUGCCCAUCUAUGACCGUGUUCUAGUUCCGGCACUACGUUACACGACGGGCACCCCAUCGGGGUUGACGCUGUUGCAGCGAGUAGGUACGGGCAUGGUUGUCUCAAUGGUCGCCAUGUGUGUUGCGGCAUUGGUGGAGACCCAAAGGUUGGAGAUGGCACGGAAGAACAACCUAGUUGACAACGCCAUGGCGACGAUACCGAUGAGCUGGGCAUGGUUGGUUCCGCAGUAUGUGAUGAUUGGGGUGUCCGACGUGUUUGUGUUAGUCGGGAUGCAGGAGUUCUUCUAUGACCAAAUGCCCAGUGAGCUUCGCAGCCUUGGCAUAGCGCUCUUCUAUAGCGUGAUGGGAAUCGGCGGCUUCAUCAGCGGCGCUCUCAUAUCACUCAUGGACCACAUCACCCGCAGCGGUGGGGGCGAAAGCUGGUUCUCUAACAACCUCAAUCGCGCCCACCUUGACUACUUCUACUGGUUGCUCGCUGGCCUAAGUGCGGCCGAGCUUGCCCUCUAUAUCUACAUCACCAGAAACUAUGUCUACAAGGAAAAGAGUCAGCUGAGAGUGACAACCUAG
Molecule: messenger RNA, 1632 nt
Organism: Triticum turgidum subsp. durum (durum wheat)
Lineage: Eukaryota; Viridiplantae; Streptophyta; Magnoliopsida; Poales; Poaceae
Source: the annotation of a GenBank genome assembly